This is a messenger RNA of Saccostrea echinata, 2070 nucleotides long. Its product is annotated as toll-like receptor 4. The record is from RefSeq and is a predicted model, not a curated record. Gene Ontology annotation, biological process: immune response; toll-like receptor signaling pathway. Gene Ontology annotation, cellular component: membrane. Lineage: Eukaryota; Metazoa; Mollusca; Bivalvia; Ostreida; Ostreidae. The coding region runs from base 1 to 2070 and encodes 689 amino acids. The transcript has 2 exons. Gene Ontology annotation, molecular function: protein binding; transmembrane signaling receptor activity.
AUGGAUAAAAUUGCAUACCUUUGUGUCUUUUUAAUAUACAUAAACAUUGAAGCGAAAUGUUAUUUGAUUGAGAGCUGUACUUAUGAUAGGGAAAGAGAUGGAGUAAAAGUAAAUUGUUCCUCCCAGGAAUUCUUAACUGUGCCAGAUUUUUGUCAAAAUACCCAGGCUGUGAAAACUGUUUCCAAUAGAACAAUAACUAUUGACCCAUCUCAAAUUAUAGAGCUGGACUUAUCAAACAACAGUAUCGGAAAUUUCUCUCAGAAUCCAUUCUAUUGUCUUGAGAAUUUAAAAGUUUUAAAUCUGGAAAGAAAUGAAGUGAAACUUUCAAAUGAAAAUUACUUUAAAGGAUUAUUUUCCCCUCUGGUAUCAUUGCGUUAUCUAAAUAUUAAACACAACUCGGAAGAUGGAUUUAUCAAUGACACCGUGUUUGCAGAAUUGAAAGAAUUAGAAGUUAUUCGCAUCGACACGCCAAACGGAACAGUUUUUGGAGAACAUUUUUCUCAGUUAAGAAGACUGCAUAUUUUGGAUCUUUCAGGAAUAAAUGGAUACUGUUAUAUUAGACGAAUUAAAAACACAACAUUUCAAUACUUUCCAUUUCUGAGUAUCUUGGAUCUCUCAGCAUGCAGAAUCAAAAAUGUUGAUGUUGGAGCUUUUGGUAUUUUGGAACAUUUAUCAGAAUUGUUUCUUUCUUACAACAUAGAAUUAGGAUUUGCUAGUUUACAAAACAUAACAUUUAAUCUGCAAUAUACAAAUAUCAAGAAACUACACUUGGAAAAUAUCAGGUGCCUGGGAGGAGCCGACACACAACUGUUUCAGAGUCACCUAGAAUACCUUUCAAAUACGUCGUUAGAAGAAUUAAAUUUAGCAGGAAAUCGGCUACAAUGGAUUGGAGAAUGCGUCUUACAUAAUCUCCCCAAAACACUCCAAAACCUGUCUCUGGCAAAUAACAGACUAUCAGUGGGGAUAUAUUCUGUUGAUUAUCGCUUAUUGGAAGAAUUGAAAGUAUUUAAUGCUAGUUAUCAGCUAAACCUACCAAAUAUAACAACUAAAUUAUUUCAGAGGUGCGAUGAGAAUCCAGACAUACGUCCUUCUAAUUGCACAUCAGGCGCACGUGAUCAACUCUCUAAAUCUAAUCCAUGCAAAAUAAAAAAAGGUCAGGAUUUGCAUUUGGAGUACAAAAGGGCAAGUAAAAUUCAUUCUGAACUAUAUAUUACGUUUUAUGCACCACCAAAGCUUGAGAUUUUGUAUUGGACGUCAAGUCGUGUUUUUGGGGUUCUAGGCAAAUUCGGGGUUCAUGCACCAUCCUUAAGAAAAAUAUUCGUGCAAAACAACAUUUGGUACUCAUGGAAAGGUCCCGUUUAUGGAUUGGAGGCGAUAGAAGAACUUGAUCUCUCUCAAAAUUUUUGCUACAAUAUAUCAACAGAAUUUUUAUCCCAUGCUCCUGGUGUGAAAAUAUUAAAACUCAGAGAUAACAAUAUCGCAAGGAGUUUAUCGUCGGAUUCUAAAGGAUUAAUUUUCAGAAGUCAGAGAAACCUGGAAUUCUUAGACUUAUCUAAUAAUGAUAUAGAAUAUCUACCAGAGGAAAUAUUCAAAAAUAGCACAAACAUCAAGCAAUUGUUGCUGCAAGAUAAUAGGCUUAAUAAGUGGGGAGUGAAAAUAAAUCAUAUGAAAAAUUUAACAUUUUUAGAUUUGUCAGAUGAGAGUGGACAUCAUAUAAGACUAGCAAUAAUGCAUAGAGACAUGGAACCUCACGGAGAUCACGCAAAUAAUAUAAUGGACUACAUCAGUCGAAGUAAAAGAACAAUUUGUGUUGUUUCCAAGAAUUUUCUGGAAUCUGACUGGCAGGACUACGAGUUAAAUAUGGCCAGGAUGGAAGGAGUUCAGACAAGAAAAACAUUAAAUUUUGUGCAUUUAAUUUUAAUGCCAGAUGUUUGCAAGACAAGAUAUCCUCAAAAAGCUAGUGAUUUUAUAAAGAAGGGUUAUUAUCAAGAAUAUCCCGAAGAGCCUUUUGGAUAUCAAAUGUUCUGGGAAACGCUUAGACAAGAAAUAGAGAAAGACCUAUACAUUUGA